Molecule: messenger RNA, 5842 nt
Organism: Epinephelus fuscoguttatus (brown-marbled grouper)
Lineage: Eukaryota; Metazoa; Chordata; Actinopteri; Perciformes; Serranidae
Gene: axin1
Product: axin 1
Exons: 12
Coding region: 354-2900 (848 amino acids)
Biological process (GO): negative regulation of canonical Wnt signaling pathway
Source: RefSeq, a predicted model, not a curated record
UGCAGACUACGAAGGACUAUACUCGAUCCAUAGAAAAGCGGUGGGAGUAGUCUGCGAUUCAACACAACAAAACCAGGAACCACACAGUAAGAAACAAAUGGAUGGCAAAGACAAACUACUAUGGCGACAUUCUGCUUUGGCCGGGCCUUCUCAUGUCGUGGUAAUGAGAGAGAUGUUCCCAUUACUGCAGCCCGAUGUGUUUAACAAUGGUGCAAUGGAAUCCUCAGUGAAUGGAUGUACUGCUGGAGGAUGUGUGAAGAAGACGAUUGAACUCAAGGAGUUUUUUUGCAGUGGCAUAAGUAGAGGUCUGGAUCUAAUAGUUGUGCAGUGUGGGCUCUACGGGGACGUGGUUUAUGGAUGCUGGGACUAUGAGCAUAAGCGACAAAAGGGACUACUUAGCAGACCUGGGCGGCAGCUUCACUGAGGAUGCUCCUAGACCUCCAGUUCCAGGGGAAGAAGGCGAGCUGGUUUGCAGUGAUGGACGCCAGUACGGCAGCCUUGGCUUCUCCGCGAAGAACGAGAGCCUCAAAUGCGAGGCGUCCGUGGCGACGCCCAGGCGACCUGACUUGGACCUGGGCUACGAGCCGGAGGGAAGCGCUUCCCCUACACCGCCUUACUUAAAGUGGGCCGAAUCUCUUCACUCUCUCUUGGAUGACCAAGAUGGCAUCCAUCUGUUUAGGACGUUCCUCAAGCAGGAGGAGUGUGCGGAUAUGUUGGACUUCUGGUUUGCAUGCAGUGGCUUCCGCAAACUCGAAGCUAAUGAGGGUAACGAGGAGAAGAAGGUCAAACUGGCGAAAGCCAUCUAUAAGAAAUACAUCCUGGACAACAACGGGAUUGUUUCCCGACAGAUUAAACCAGCCACUAAGUCCUUCAUCAAAGACUGCGUCAUGAAGCUUCACAUUGAUCCUGCAAUGUUCGACCAGGCUCAGACUGAGAUACAGACGAUGAUGGAGGAAAACACAUAUCCCUUAUUUCUUAAAUCUGACAUAUAUUUGGAAUAUACGCGGACAGGAGGAGAGAGUCCCAAGCUGUACAGCGAUCAGAGCUCUGUUUCUGGGAAUGGAAAAGGGCUAUCGGGUUAUUUACCAACUCUAAACGAAGAUGAGGAGUGGAGAUGUGACCAGGAGCCAGAGGAGCAACCCGAGUGUGACCCCGUGCCGAGCAACCGGCUCACUCAGAAGCUCCUAAUGGAGACGGCACCACAGCGUGUUGCCAACAGCGCGAGAUUCCAGGACAGUCACGAGUACAGGCAUGCACCAUGUCGGGAGCCCAUCAACCCGUACUAUGUCAACACUGGUUAUGCUCUGGCUCCUGCCACCAGCGCCAACGAUAGUGAGCAGCAGAGUAUGUCCAGCGACGCAGAAACAAUUUCCCUCACUGACAGCAGUGUAGAUGGGGUUCCACCCUACAGAUACCGCAAACAGCAUCGCCGGGAGAUGCACGAAAGUGCCAAAGCGAAUGGGCGAGUGCCACUACCUCAUAUUCCACGCACAAACCGGAUUCCAAAGGAUAUCCAUGUGGAGCCGGAAAGGUUUGCUGCAGAGCUGAUCAGCAGACUGGAGGGAGUGCUGAGGGAGAGGGAGGCUCAGGAGAAGCUAGAGGAACGGCUGAAGAGAGUACGAUUGGAAGAGGAAGGUGAUGAAGUGGUGUCCACAGCCACAGCAUUAUCCAGUCACAGGUUCCCCCCUGGUGCUUACUCUCAGAAUUACAGCUCCCGCUAUGCUGACAACACCUACAGUGGUCCUUUCCUGAGAGAUGCUCACGAGGAGAACCCUGAGAGCAUCCUUGAUGACCACGUCCAACGGGUCAUGAAGACUCCCGGCUGCCAGUCCCCAGGCACGGGCCGUCACUCUCCCAAGUCACGCUCACCAGACGGCUUCCCAGGGGGCAAAUGGACAGGACUCGGAGUGGCACAGGGUAAACAUCCAUCCAGGCACGGUGUCAAGGGAGACGCCAGCCACCUGUACCACCACAAACACGUGCACCACAUCCACCACGCGGGCGUCGGGAAGCCCAAAGAGCAGGUGGAGGCUGAGGCAGCCAUGCGUGUGCACGGCAGCAUUCCCUGGAGCAUGGAGACGAGUCAUUAUGGAUCAAAGUGUCGCAGCUAUGCAGAUGGCAUGGGAUCCAACCCCAUGGAGCACACAGGGUAUAGCAGCAAAGGUGGCACACAGUGUAAAAGAGCAUUCAAGAAAGGCGAGGAAGUUCGGCCGUAUGACAUGCCAGCACCUGCAGAGGAGAUGGAGAAAAACCAGAAGAUCCUUUUGUGGCUGAUGGAAGGACAGAAAGAAAUGGUUCAACACAAACGGAGCCCAUAUGGGAGUACCACUGGGUCCAAGAGGACCACAGGCCACGAGCCCCAGCUGCGGAACAACGUGCAGCCGUCUCACCCUUUUAUCCAGGAUCCCACCAUGCCACCAAACCCAGCUCCCAGCCCCCUCAUCCAACUGGAGGAGGUGCGCCGGCGGCUUGAGGAGGAAAAGAUAAAGUCUGGAACUGUACAACCCAAGCAAAGGUAUGUGAUGGAGGUGAUCCAGAGGGGUCGCACCGCAGUCAGACCUGCACUGUUCCCUUCGCUCAGCGUGGUGCCCGCCGUCUCUGACAGCGAGCUCUCCCAGCCCGAACACAAAGCCACUAAAAAGCAGCCAUGUGAAAACAUUACGGUGGCGUACUACUUCUGUGAGGAGCUGAUACCAUACAGGACGUCUGUCAAAGGGAGAGUCGUCACACUGGGCCAGUUUAAAGAACUGCUGACAAAGAAAGGGAAUUACAGGUAUUAUUUCAAGAAGGUAAGCGACGAGUUUGACUGUGGGGUGGUGUUUGAAGAGAUACGAGAAGAUGACGCUAUCUUGCCCAUCUUUGAGGAGAAGAUUAUCGGGAAAGUUGAGAAAAUUGAUUGAAUGUCACGUUGAAGAGGAAGGAGUCAGGAAGGCAGCGCGUGAUGGAGCGAGGAGCAGUCGGAUGGUGAAGAGGAAGUGUUCUAGGACUGAGACUGGAGAAGAAAGUGAUACAGUACAAGUGGAUCUAGGACUGAGGGGUAAAGCAGUGGUCAUGGCGGACGACUUGUGACGUUUGAGGCUCGGUAGCACCACUGCAGUGACGUUGGACUAGAAAAAAAAAAGACCUCAUUCGCUUCUUUGGAGUGUAAUGUAGCAUUGUAAAGUUUACUAGAUAAAUGAAGAACAAAAGUGCUACUAAAGCUACAUAUUUUUGCUAUGAUGUAUCAGAGGGUGUCCUUUCUAAAGUAACUACACUUGUAAUUUUUAUAUGUAUUGGUACCAGAUGUGUACAGUUUGUGUUAAAAGAUAACAAAAUUUUAUAUCUAUUUAAGUAUUUAAGAUGCUCAUUUUCAAUUCUAUUGAAGCAGGAGUGUCGCCCCUGUUGAAGACGAUCAAAAUCCUUUUUAGGGCUGAUUUUUCUUUUUUCUUUUUUUUUUUUUCUUAUUAAUUUUGAGAGCCCUUGGGACUCUUAAUGUUUCUGCUCUUAGUGCUUUUAAUAUUUCACUUAGAAGUACUUUAUUUUGUGGCAUUCAGUGAGGCUGCACUUUCAUUGUAUUAUAAACCACUGACUUUAUCCCAAUGUAGGCUGCAACAUGAAUUCGUAAAGCACCAAACGUGGUGGCCAGAAAAAUAGAAACCCCUGUGCAGUUUAUGGUAAUCCAGUACAACAGCCCAGAUUGUACUUUUAAGAAAAGUAUAAUGAUUUUUGACACUGUAGGAGAGGAUUUAUGGUCAUUUUUUGGGCUCAAACUUCAUAGUGGUGUUGUAAUAUAUUUCGGAAACAGUUUGAAGUAGAAUACAAUUCAGUACAUCAUCACAAACUCAGCCUUAAACAUGCUCUAAUUUGCAAUAGCUGUAACUAAGGGCCAUGGCUGUCAUCAUCCAGAUGUGUUUUUGAGGAUUUUUCUAUUGAAUCUAAUUUAGUGACAUUUUAAUGCUUCAGUUAUCCCAUAUGCAAAUCACUGCCUGAUGACAUCACCAAUAUGCAAAUACACAUAUGAUGCAUCUGGUGACCUUUAGCAACUUUUGGAACUAGUGGCAGACACUUUAAUUUGAAAAGACUUGAACACACUUGACCUGCCUGCCAAAUUUUAGCCUCUUAGGGCAAAAACUGUGCCUGCAAAGGGUGGGGAAAUGUUUGAUUACCAAACAACCAACUAACAGAGCGUGUUCUAGAGCUGCUGGUCGGGCAAAAAAUGACCAUAGCCUGACGUCCAUUCUUCACUCACACUCUCUCAAACAUAAACUAAAGAUCAUAUAUGAUAUUCAUUGUAGGGCUGCUUUACUGGGUUGCUUUAUUGUAUAUUAUACAGGUUGUUUUAUCUUUCUGGUUAUUUGUAUACACUGGAUGUGAAUGUAGCCACUGGCUGUGUUCAUGUACAGUGUUUUAUUGCAGUGAUUUUACCCAAGCCAGUUGAACUUUUAAGAAAAUUGACUAAAAGAAUAAAACAGUAGAUGCAAUAAUGUUUAGAGAAUAGGUGUGAUUGGAAAGUGCAAGGUGAACAUCUAUGCAAGUUGGGUACCCUAAUCUAAAAACAGCUUUGAGCAUUUAAAUUUAUUAACUAAAUACAAAAGUUGUUCAAAACAGUUAAGAACAAUCAAUCUAUUAAUAAAAGCCUGUUGGUUUUUUUUUUGUUUUGUUUUGUUUUAAUUUAGGUGUUUAGAUGAUAUUUGGCUGAUAUUUCAGUUGGGUCUCAGCCAAUAAUCUUCUCUAAAGGUUUUCCAAUUCUGGUGAUUAAUCCUGAUUGCGGGUGAGUAAUUUGACCUUUUUUUUUUUUUUUUAAAUCGUCAGUGCCAAUGAAAAUUUGCAAAACACUUAGUCUUGCCAAUUUUCUUCAACAUUUCCAGUUAACACUGAAUGACGCAGUUUCGGGUUCAGUUUCUAAAGUCAAGUUCUGCCUUCAGCUUUGAAGGUUAAUGUUGUUUAUGAAGCAGACGCCUUCCCACAUGUGGACCUGCACACUCAAGGUCACGCUUGCAGUGCGGAGAGGCUACUUGAAGUGGUUCAACAGAGAUCAUAUCACAGCAUUUUGAAUGAGAAGGCCAGUGAAUGUCAUCAGAAUACUAUCAAACAUGUAUAUGUUUGUGCAAUGAAGAUCACAUAAAGGCAUAUUUAAACAUACUGCAAGUGCUACUAUUAAGAGGAGGGCUAACAGACACUGAAACGUUUAUGUUUACAUCUUUUUUUUUGCCCCCCUGACUUCGAGGUCCGUACAUGUUUUUUUCUCUGACCCCCCCCCCCCCCCCCCCCCCAAGACUUAUUGUCUUACUUUUAAUCAAUGCUUAGUUGAUCGAUCACUUAAGAAGGGGCCUUCUCUAGCUUAUCACAGCGACAUCUUGUGCCUGGCAGGAAUGAAUUUAGUGCACAUGAUCUACUUUUGAUAGAUCACGUUACACCAAAGAGAAAAUUAAAAAGGUAGAUGGUUGGUAAUGUAGGCACGCUCUUGAAUUACCCUUUCACAUUGAUACUGUAUUACCCUUCAUUUUGUGGCAGCACUUUUUAUUCGGUGUCCUUGGUAUUAAUUUGUUUACAUAUAAACACUGAAGCUCAGAAUGUUCUUCGCAAUGGAUGUGGUGAUCUCUGAUUGUAGUUUCUAAUGCAUCUUGUUAAGAACAUCAGCUCUGAAAGCAUCAUGUGAAACACUUGUAGGACAUUUAGACCUUACUAUUAUUGCACACUGAAAAAAAAUAUGUAUCAGCCAGUUUUGUUGUCUCCUCUAUUUGCCAGUGUGGAUGAAACUUUUGCACUGGAAUAGCACAAACUGAAAUCAAACUAAGAAUCAUGUUGGGGAAGCAACAUGACAUUCAAGGCCAAUGUGAUUUUUUUUUUUUUUUUUUUCUUU